Molecule: messenger RNA, 1164 nt
Organism: Symbiodinium pilosum
Lineage: Eukaryota; Dinophyceae; Suessiales; Symbiodiniaceae
Source: the annotation of a GenBank genome assembly
AUGGACGCUCAUCCCAAGCUGCUGCGAAGUGUCUCCGCUCCGAGCGUCUCCUCCUCCACCACCACCGGCGGAGCCGCAACUGCUUCGCAGCACUCAGAUGAUGAUGACCUGGAUGACGUCUGUGACAUGUGGGCUCGCAUGAAGACCGUGCCCGCCCCUGCAGUUGCCACCGGUGCUCCAAUGGCCAAGAGCUCGGACUUGGGCAAAUGGUUUGAAGAUGCCAGGGAUAUCCAUGCCUGCCGUAACUUGCUCUUCGAGCAGCACUGGUUUAGAACCGAUGCCCACGGAAGGUCCUUCCGAGAAUUCCCAGCAUUGACCGACGAGUUAAGGCUGUGCCCGGCUUUCAACGGUAAGAAAAACUGCUGCCAAAGCGGCCUGGAGCAUGAGCAAGCGCUAUAUUUUGCCUACUGGAGACAGAUCUUCAAGAGCAAGAUCACGCGGGUCAAGCAGUCACAGAUGGCAACCCUUCAAGUGCAGAGCGAGCCGAUAUUCAACAACGAGGAUGGUGAGCAGGACCGCGAGCAGUUCUGGUCUGCCCUCCGGAAGUACGAGAAGAUCCUGGACCCAAGUGCCGGCCACGCGCGCUGUCUGUCCACACUCCUAGUGUAUGUGGCAGGCAUGAUCUGCUUCGGCUGCGACGCUGCCUGGAAACGCGAGGUCCACUUAGGGGCCACAGGGAAGCUUCUGAGGGUACUUAUCCCAGAAGGCAACUGCAUCGAGCUUUGGACGCAGUGUGCAGAGUUUGGUGCCCAAGCGCGGCAGCUACGGGAAGCCGUCUUGGACUCAAGCUUGGCGAUGCGUGCCAGGCUACCCUUGGAAUAUCUGCAGAUGUUUGAGGACCAGCAGCACUUGUGCGAUUGGGCCCACGACGUCAUUGCCAUGCACCCUUUCACACGGCCUGGCGAGGUUGAAAGGGAAGGCACACCACCGGUCCGAGAAAUUGGGGGUCGCCGGCUCGCCAACACCAGCGGAAGCUUCUCCGAAUUGACUGUAGAGUACGACGUUAUGAAGGAGGGACGAUCUUCGGGCUUCGACACGUAUUGGGAAGGAAUGCGCGCACAAAGCUCUUGCCACAGACUUGAUGCCUCCUCAUUCGCCAUCAUCCUUGCCAUGCUGGCCACAUGGCACAUUUUUGAAGGGCGUGCGGAAGAGAUGAGGCCUUGA